AUGGCUUCAUACUAUGUGUGGGAAGGAUCAAACCUUACUUACAUUAGCAACAUCUUCGGCCAAACAAUCCCGGAAAUUCUUCGAUACAAUCCCCAGGUUCCAAAUCAAGACAGCGUUGCAAGCGGUACACGGGUUAAUAUUCCAUUCUCAUGCGAAUGCUUGAACGGUGAUUUCUUAGGCCAUACCUUCAAGUACAUAACUGAGAUUGGUGAUACAUAUUACAAGGUUGCUAGAGUGGCUUUUUCUAACCUUACCACAGAGUAUUGGGUCCAAAGGGUGAAUACAUAUGACCCAACCCAGGUGCCAGAUUUUGCUCAUAUCAACGUAACAGUGAAUUGUUCGUGCGGCGAUAAACACGUGUCGAAGGAUUAUGGGUUGUUUGCAACAUACCCUCUUCGGGUGGAUGAGAACUUGUCAUCGGUGGCGACGAAGUCAGGUGUUCCGGCGGAGUUGUUGCUGAGGUUCAAUCCGGGGUCCAAUUUUAAUGCUGGCUCUGGCCUAGUGUUUGUGCCGGCAAAAGAUUUCAUUCUUGCUGGCACCAGAUUGAAUAUUCCUUUCUCAUGUGGUUGUAUUCUUGGACAAUUUCUGGGUCAUCAGUUUGUCUAUAAGGUCAGGUCUGGUGACUUCUACCAAUUGAUCGCACAGACUCGUUAUUCGAAUCUCACAACCGUUGAGAUGAUGGAGAAGUUUAACACCUAUCCUGCUAAUAAUAUACCGGAUAAUGCGCAAUUAAACGUUACUGUGAAUUGCUCGUGUGGAAAUAGCCGGGUCUCUAGUGAUUAUGGAUUAUUCAUAACGUAUCCUCUUCGCCCUCGUGAGAGUUUGAGUUCAAUUGCCAAUGAGUUUAGGCUUCCUGAACCGUUGUUGGAGAGUUAUAACCCUGGUGUGAAUUUUGGCAAUGGGAGUGGCUUGGUUUUUAUUCCUGGAAGAGACAAGUAG
Molecule: messenger RNA, 939 nt
Organism: Ilex paraguariensis (yerba mate)
Lineage: Eukaryota; Viridiplantae; Streptophyta; Magnoliopsida; Aquifoliales; Aquifoliaceae
Source: the annotation of a GenBank genome assembly